Messenger RNA from Topomyia yanbarensis, 1367 nucleotides. RefSeq lists its product as uncharacterized. Gene Ontology annotation, cellular component: transcription regulator complex; nucleus. Gene Ontology annotation, molecular function: DNA binding. NCBI's taxonomy places the organism in Eukaryota, Metazoa, Arthropoda, Insecta, Diptera, Culicidae. The record is from RefSeq and is a predicted model, not a curated record. Gene Ontology annotation, biological process: regulation of transcription by RNA polymerase II. The transcript has a single exon. The coding region runs from base 272 to 880 and encodes 202 amino acids.
UAUUUGCAGUGUACAUCACAACUUUCACACUACGCAAUAUUGUUGUUUAACGUUUAUUGUUUCGUAUUGUUUGUGGAAUUUUAAACGUGUACCGUUACCUGCAAUUCAUACCUAUACAAUGGCAGACAUUGUGAGUUAUGAAUUAUUUUUUAUCGGAUGAAUUGAUACAUUAUUCAAUCUUUAGGAUUACGACGUCGACUUCACGACUUCAUCUGAAGAAGACGCAAUAGAGGCAGUAGCAAGCAGUGAAUCGGAAGAUGGCCCUAUUGACAUGAAUAUAAAGCUUAUAGAAGCAGUUCAGGGCCAUCCAAAUCUGUACGAUCUUGCGAACGAAACAUACCACGACAAGAAUGCGAGGGUGAAUAGCUGGCGUGAGAUAGCGUCAGAGCUACUCGCCUUGGAUCCGACGAAAGACGAGUCGCAUAAUACUCCUUCACUGUCUAAAGCUUUACAAGCCAAAUGGAAGGGUUUGCGGUCGUCUUACGCGCGGGCACGUCGUGAAAAUAAAGGGCGAAUUGGACAAGCAGCCCAAACUAAAAGAGUAUAUAAAUAUGCACAUAAACUUGGAUUUUUGGAUUUGAUUUCCAAAAAAACGAAUACUCUAAACACACCGAAUGUCACGCAAAAUGAGUCUACUGAGCAUGUUGCUAGCUGCUCUGGAACAUCAUCGAAAAAACGGAAAACAGACGAAGACCCAGCAACGUUGGCGAUUUUAAACUACCUUGAGAAGAAACAGGAAAAUGAAGUCGACGAACUGGAUCUUUUCUUCCAGCAAAUGGCUGUAACGGUUAGAAAAUUACCACCGCGGAAAGUUGUUGAUGUGAAGCGAGCAAUUUUCAAUUUAGUAGUCGAUGCUGAGGAAGCCUCCCUGGAACCAUAACAAAUUUAAAAAUGUGAAAUAAUAUAUGUGUCAUGUUGUCUCGAAAUUGCUUUUUAUCUGAUGUCGCACAGCAAAUCAAAAUUUAUAUUUGCAGAUUUCAUUCCGAUUUAUCUUCAUGCUAGCCUUGUUCAGACUAGAGACAUCAGUGCAUAGGUUUUGCCAGCUAGCCCGUUCUGCAGAUCGAAGGCAUUUCUUAUGUGCACUCUGUAACCGUUGGUUACACCGUUUAUUGUUGGCUUCGCCACAAUGUGAUAAUACUCGUGAUUUGCUCAGUCCUACCUAUCCUAAAUCCUUCCCUGAAUAUGAUGUCAAGCUGUGUGAGUGAUAGCCCGCCAAGUCUGACGUUUCGUCUGGGACGGAGGGGUCACUCACGCAGAACCGCUCACAGAUACACGUUAGGGAUACCGGUCACAACGGUUUGAGCGAAAGGUGUCGCGCAACAAACCAUCCACGGAUGUUGCAGCCAGUGGAAGGGUUGCCAAUUCUA